This is a messenger RNA of Symbiodinium pilosum, 318 nucleotides long. Lineage: Eukaryota; Dinophyceae; Suessiales; Symbiodiniaceae. The record is from the annotation of a GenBank genome assembly.
AUGCCGAGAGCCUGCGCGAAUACGAGGCGGGCUGUGGCUCGAGAGGAUGGACUUCAGUGGGACGAGCCAUCAAAGAUGGAAUUGAAGCACAAGCUGGGUGAUGCGCUGAUUAAGCGCUAUGAGCCCAUCUUCAGGCAGCUGCAACAGCACCAGCAGACUUUGUCAGCCGAGCAGCAACGAAUCGCUACCUUUGCAGAGAAGGCAGCAGCCGCCAAGAGCCUUUACAACAAGUCACUGGCGGAGUUGGAUCGCAUUAAUGUCUCAGUGCACGAGGCGCGCCGGCAGUCCAAGGAAAAAGCAGUCGUGGCAGAGGGCGAG